GAGAGAGAGAGAGAGAGAGAGAGAGAGAGAGAGAGAGAGAGAGAGAGAGAGAGGAUAUUGGAAGCGAUCCUGACUGUGGGCUGCGGGGCGGGAGGAGAACAGAGCCCCGGGUUUGAGCUCCUGCUGGCGGGGCGCACUGACUGACCAAACCCCGGCAGAGCCGCGAGUCUGAACCGCGUCCCGCUGCUGAAAGCUGAGCUCAGACUGAGAGACCUGUGGACCACCAGUUUUAAACAGCCCCCCGGAGGACCUGAGAGGACCCUCAGCUCGGAGGAGUCAUGCCGUUUGAGUGGAGGAUCCUGCUGUUGGGGUUAGCGGCGGUUGUGGUGAUGUUUCUGAUCCUGGUGGACGUGUCUGAAGUGGAAGAGGAGAUGGUGAAGACGAGGUUGAAGGCUGUUCCCUCUCCUGUACCAGGAUCCAGGGCGGACUCCAUCUCUGCUUUUUCAUCACCUCCUUUCUCAAGAAACAGCUUUACUAGUCCUGCAUCAGGAUGGAUAUUCAACAGGACCCUGUCCAGCAUUAUCAGGAAAAAGGUUUUAAGGUUCCUGGAUGCUGAGAGAGACAUAUCCAUCCUGAAAAGCACCUUUAAGCCUGGAGAUAUCAUCCAUUACGUUUUUGACCGGCAGAGCACCACAAACAUCUCAGAGAACCUGUACCGCCUGUUACCCACAGUGUCCCCUAUGAAGAACCAGCACUACGAACGAUGUGCAAUUGUAGGGAAUUCUGGGAUACUGCUGAACAGCAGCUGUGGACCAGAGAUUGAUUCCCAUGAUUUCGUGAUCAGGUGUAACCUGGCCCCAGUGGAGGAAUAUGCGGAGGAUGUGGGCCUGCGCAGCAGCCUGGUGACCAUGAAUCCAUCAGUAGUACAGCGUGCCUUCCAGGACCUGAGCAGUAAGGAGUGGAGGCAGCGCUUUGUGCGGCGGCUGCAGGCUCUGAGCGGGAGUGUGCUCUGGAUCCCUGCCUUCAUGGCCAAAAGUGGAGAGGACAGAGUGGAGUGGGCCGUCCACCUCAUCCUCUCUCAUACGGUCAACGUGCACGCUGCCUUUCCCUCCCUGCGCCUGCUCCAUGCUGUUCGAGGGUACUGGCUGACCAACAACAUCCAGAUCAAGCGGCCCACCACCGGCCUCCUAAUGUACACCAUGGCCACCCGCUUCUGUGAAGAAAUCCACCUCUACGGUUUCUGGCCUUUCCCUCGGGACUCUGAGGGCAAACCAGUCAAGUAUCACUACUACGACACGUUAAAGUACCAGUACACAUCCAGCAGCAGCCCUCACACCAUGCCUCUCGAGUUCAGGACCUUAAGCACACUUCACAGACAGGGCGCUCUGCGGCUCCACACAGAGACCUGCAGGCUUCCCACCUGAUCUCUGAAACCUUUUCUGGACUGUGGCGAACUGAGGUAAAUAAACCAUGUGAUCGAGCACCUGGGAUAUUGGUUGGAAAGAGGUAGCACUGUGGGUUUUGGUGAGAGAAAAAGGCUUUGAGAUAAACUCUACGUACUGAGCAUGAGUAUGUCUGGCUUCAGUCAGAGCGCUCGAUGCCUUGCCGUAACUGUGAAUGCACUGUCUGUAAUGGAAAAGAAAUGGAUGUAAAGGUCAUUUGAACUGCUGAAAAGGUCUUUUUGCCCUUUUCUGAGUCUACAUUUUUCCACAUGCUUCAAUUUUAGAACUCUCAAAAUCAGCUGAGUCACUGAUGGAUGAUUUGAAAUGUGCACCUGAAAGUACCUGUAAUGUGAAAAUGUCACAUUUAAAAAAAAAAAAAAAAAGCUCAUUUUUAUUUGAGGAAUGUUAAGAUCAUGUGAUUUCAUAUUUAAGUAAUUAUUUAUUUUUUCAUUACCUGAUUGAUUCUCUGUUUUUAAUGUGUUUAAAAUAGGUAUGGUUGAAUGUGUUGCUUAUUUCCAGUCAGAGCACAUUUUUCAGAAUAGCAAUUUUCAUUUUUACAUUCUGGGAUAUCGAAGCUCAUAUAUGGAGAUUAAAGGCUGAUUAAAUUUGAAUGAAUGUGUAAACAUAGCUCCAGUAGUCUCUGAAUGAGGCUGGUGUUUGUAUUGCAGGGCGUUUAUUUGGCCACAAGAUGGAAGCACAUCAAUGAAGUAAAAAAC
Molecule: messenger RNA, 2098 nt
Organism: Astyanax mexicanus (Mexican tetra)
Lineage: Eukaryota; Metazoa; Chordata; Actinopteri; Characiformes; Acestrorhamphidae
Gene: st8sia2
Product: ST8 alpha-N-acetyl-neuraminide alpha-2,8-sialyltransferase 2
Exons: 5
Coding region: 279-1364 (361 amino acids)
Biological process (GO): N-glycan processing; oligosaccharide metabolic process
Molecular function (GO): alpha-N-acetylneuraminate alpha-2,8-sialyltransferase activity
Source: RefSeq, a predicted model, not a curated record